Messenger RNA from Phascolarctos cinereus (koala), 1199 nucleotides. It is a transcript of the gene DNTTIP1, whose product is annotated as deoxynucleotidyltransferase terminal interacting protein 1. The record is from RefSeq and is a predicted model, not a curated record. NCBI's taxonomy places the organism in Eukaryota, Metazoa, Chordata, Mammalia, Diprotodontia, Phascolarctidae. Gene Ontology annotation, cellular component: nucleus. Gene Ontology annotation, molecular function: nucleosome binding; DNA binding.
CGGUGGUUGAGGGGCCGGGCUGGACCGCUGACUGCUGCGGGGGUAGCUGCUGGGGUGGCGGCGGCGGCCUGGCCGGGAGCGGGAGCGAGGGACCAUGGGGGCCACUCGGGAUCCAGAGCAGCCGCGGGGUCCCAGUGCAGCCGAGCGGGGCGGUCCCGAGCCUGGGGACGAGGGCUCGGCGGGGCAGCUGGUGGUCACGAACCCCUGGAACAUCAUGAUCAAACAUCGGCAGGUGCAGCGCAGGGGCCGCCGCUCCCAGAUGACUACGAGCUUCACCGACCCUGCCAUCUCUAUGGACCUGCUUCGAGCUGUCCUACAACCUAGCAUCAAUGAGGAGAUUCAGACAGUCUUCAACAAGUACAUGAAGUUCUUUCAGAAAGCAGCAUUUAAUGUCAGAGACAAUGUCGGGGAAGAUGUUGAUGCAGAGCAGUUGAUCCAGGAAGCCUGCCGAAGUUGUCUGGAACAGGCUAAGCUGCUGUUUUCGGAUGGAGAGAAAGUGAUACCCAGACUGACUCAUGAACUUCCUGGGAUGAAGCGUGGCCGGCAAACAGAUGAAGAAUGUGCCCAUCGAGGAAGCCCUAUCCCAAAAAAGAGGAAGGGACGGCCACCAGGACACAUCCUUUCAAAUGACAGAUCAACCUCAGGCAUGGUGUGGAAACCAAAAUCCUGUGAACCAAUUCGGAGGGAGGGUCCUAAGUGGGAUCCAGCCCGGCUGAAUGAAUCCACUACCUUUGUGCUGGGCUCUAGGGCCAACAAGGCCCUUGGCAUGGGAGGCACCAGAGGAAGGAUCUAUAUCAAACACCCACACCUCUUUAAGUAUGCAGCUGACCCCCAGGACAAGCACUGGCUAGCAGAACAGCACCACAUGAGGGCCACCGGUGGCAAAAUGGCCUAUCUCCUCAUUGAAGAAGACAUUCGAGACCUAGCUGCCAGUGAUGACUACAGGGGCUGCCUGGAUCUGAAGAUGGAGGAGCUAAAGCCCUUUGUCCCUCCUUCCUGGAUGGCAGAGAAGAUGAGGAAAUACAUGGAAACACUCAGGACUGAGAAUGAACAGCGUCCUAGUGAAGUGCCUCCUGAGACAUGAUGUCUAGCUCCUUGGUUGCCCCUGGAAUCCUUCGUCAGGUGUCCCUCAAACAGGACUUAAGGCCAGGUGCCCCCUCCUCUGGCUGUGGGGAAGCUACACUGCUGCUCCUUAGCCU